AUGAUUUUGCUAGACGUAUACAAUCGAAGUGUUGAGGAACUACUACUGAACCGAUUUGAAAAAGCAAAGGAAGAACCAGAUGCCAAGGUUCGCAUGAAUUACACCUUACCGGAUUUUGACGGAGUUGUGUAUCACGUUUGUGACUCAGGACCCGAUAAGAAGCGGAUUCUUGUCAGUAUUUUUCUGAAGUUUUUUGACGAGCUCAAACAACAUGGUGCAUUGGAGUAUCUGAGAAAAGUUUAUGGAGACUUAUUGGCCGAUGAACCUAAGGCCGGUCAAAGUGUCACGUUAAACAUCGAUCUGGAUAAAUUGGAAGAUGACUACGCUCCUUUGGCACGGAAAUGUGCUAUGUUAAAACGUAAUUGUAUGGCUUCCGUUUUUGUUAAAUUCUUCGAUCUUCAACCUACACUGGAGCCGAAGGCCGCGGUGGAACGUGCAGUUAUUCACUACCGAAAUGAUGAGACUUUGUAA
Molecule: messenger RNA, 471 nt
Organism: Echinostoma caproni
Lineage: Eukaryota; Metazoa; Platyhelminthes; Trematoda; Plagiorchiida; Echinostomatidae
Source: the annotation of a GenBank genome assembly